Messenger RNA from Australozyma saopauloensis, 2067 nucleotides. RefSeq names its product GTPase. Bases 1 to 2067 code for a protein of 688 amino acids. NCBI's taxonomy places the organism in Eukaryota, Fungi, Ascomycota, Pichiomycetes, Serinales, Metschnikowiaceae. Gene Ontology annotation, molecular function: mitochondrial ribosome binding; GTP binding; GTPase activity. Gene Ontology annotation, biological process: positive regulation of translation. The transcript has a single exon. The record is from RefSeq and is a predicted model, not a curated record. Gene Ontology annotation, cellular component: mitochondrion.
AUGUGUGUAGGUGUGUGUAGUAGAGUGAGACUUGGGUGCAAAAUACUGCCUCUGCGAAUCAACCAUACUAGGCAUCUGAAGAUGAUUCCAAAGCCAACAGGGCUUACAAAAUGUCGACUAAUACGAAAUUGGACCACGUGCCAUUUCAAGAACAUAUACAGACACAACCAAACGAAAAUCCAACCUGAUAAUACCCAGUAUCUCGACAAAGAAGCCCGUCUCAAGUCCAUUGAAGAACGGAUCUCCAAGAUCCCAUUGUCCAACUUCAGAAACUUCAGCAUCGUCGCACAUGUAGACCACGGCAAAUCGACGCUUUCGGACAGGCUUCUAGAACUCACCGGCGUGAUCAAACCGGGCGACGCCAACAAACAGGUCUUGGACAAGUUAGAUGUUGAAAGAGAAAGAGGAAUCACCGUCAAAGCGCAGACAUGCUCCAUGUUCUACCAAGACCCGCACACCAAGGAAGACUAUCUCUUGCAUUUGGUCGAUACCCCUGGCCACGUUGAUUUCCGUGCAGAGGUGUCCCGGUCGUAUGCUUCCUGUGGAGGUGCUUUGCUUCUCGUAGAUGCUUCUCAGGGUGUGCAAGCCCAGACCGUGGCCAACUUUUAUUUGGCGUACAGUAUGGGGCUCAAGUUGAUUCCUGUUAUCAAUAAAAUCGACAUGGCGGCUGCUGAUAUUCCGCGCGCAGUUGAACAAGUAGAGUCGACCUUUGAGCUAGAUCCAAAGGACUGUUUGCCUGUCAGUGCGAAAACAGGCCUCAAUGUGGAAACUAUUAUCCCCAAGAUCAUCACAGAUAUACCUCCGCCAACUGGAGAUCCUGAUAGUCCGCUCAAAGCGUUGCUCGUAGAUUCAUGGCAUGAUCCAUAUGUAGGGGUGGUGAUGCUUGUCUUUGUCGUGGAUGGACACAUCAAGAAAGGAAUGAAGCUUCUUUCAGCCCACACAAGCAGAAAAUAUGACGUGAAGGAGGUCGGAAUCAUGUACCCUGAUAAAACACCCAUGUCCAAGGUACUGGCGGGCCAGGUAGCAUACGUAAUUCCCGGAAUGAGAGAUCCUAGAGAGGCCAUGAUCGGCGACACAUUCUAUCAGAAUGGACAUCAUGCUGGUCUCGAGCCACUUCCAGGUUUCGAGGAGCCAAAACCAAUGGUGUUCGUGGGUGCUUAUCCCGCCGAUGGUGGGGAGUUCAAAGUGAUGAACGACCACAUGGAGAAUUUGGUUUUGAACGAUAGGUCAGUCACUUUGGAAAAGGAAACUUCUAAUGCGUUGGGACUCGGAUGGAGACUCGGCUUUUUGGGUUCCUUGCAUGCUUCUGUCUUCAAGGAGCGUCUUGAAAAAGAAUACGGCGCAAAGAUUAUUUUAACAGCCCCAACGGUUCCUUACAAGAUUGUCAACCUCGAUGGUACUUCAAAGAUUGUCACAAAUCCAGACGAAUUUCCUGGCGCUGACGGUAAAUUCAACCAGGUUGAAAUGUUCAUGGAGCCUUUUGUCGAGGCUAUCAUGACUAUUCCAGACGAGUAUAUUGGGACCGUCAUGUCUUUGUGUGAUAAUAAUCGUGGUGUCAGAAAAGACAUGGAGUAUUUGACAACAGGACAAGUGCUCCUCAAGUACGAGCUCCCCAUGGCGCAGCUUGUUGAGGACUUUUUUGGAAAAUUGAAAGGUGCCACCAAAGGCUAUGCUUCUUUGGACUACGAAGAUGCAGGGUAUCAAAAAUCUGACAUUGUCAAGAUGGAGCUUUGUGUCAAUGGCAUUCCUCAAGAUGCAUUGUCCCAAGUCAUGCAUCGAUCUCAGGUUGCCACGAGAGCAAGAGAAGGUGUGAUCAAAUUUAGAGAGUACUUGAAGUCACAGCUUUUUGAGGUUGCUGUCCAAGCGAAGGUCAAUAAUAAGGUGGUAGCUCGUGAAACUAUCAAGGCUCGUAGAAAGGAUGUGACCCAAAGACUUCACGCUGCAGACAUAUCGAGAAGAAAGAAAUUAUUGGAGAAGCAAAAGGAAGGUAAGAAGGCAAUGAAGGCUACUGGUAGAGUCAACAUUGGCCAUGAUGCCUUCCAGUCAUUUUUACGUCGUAAUGAUUAG